AUGGAUCACAUACCUUCAUUGCCUAGAUCCUUCAACGGCAAUACUGAAUUGCUGAUCUUCGUAGAUCUAUUCUUGGGAUAUGUGAUCGCCAAAGCCAGUGCCUCUAGAUCUGCCCAAACAAUCGCCGAGACUUACGAAGAAUGUGUCUUCCGUCGGUUUGGCGUGAGCGAGGUGAUCCGACACGAUUGGGAGCCUUGCUUUAUGUCUGAUUUCUUUAAUUCGUUCAACAAGAUCCUGGGACAGCGCCAACGGGCUACUAUGUCCAAGCUAAUGGAUCUGCAGAACACAACCACCAGGGCUCUUAAGAUGUAUUUGGAAGAUCUAGAUGAACGAGAUUGGGACGAAUAUGCGGAACAACUCACCUUCGAGAUCAAUACUGCAAGGGAUCGGAUCCGAGGUGAAACGCCUUUCUACAUGAUACAUGGCUGGGAUCCUAGAUCUACCCUGGAAGCUGUGAUCCCGGUUGGGAGCCCUCGCAGGUACGAUCGAGAUCCGAGAAGAUGGAGAUAUGGAAUGCAAAAGUAUUAUCAACAGGCCAGAGAACAAGUGAACCAGCGGCUACGUGUGGCGAUCGCAGAUCGGGCCGAUACGCAUAACGAUCUAGCACGACCACAUCCUAUGGAGUCUGGAUCAAGGGUCUGGCUGUACCUAGAUCGAGUGCGUGAAGGUUACGCAAAAAAGCUGGCGCACUUAUGGCAUGGUCCAUUCCGCGUUCCCGAGAAGAUCGGAGAGUACGCUGUGAGGUUGGAGGUAGCGGGAUACCAAGAAGCAACGCACUCUUCAUCUUCCUAA
Phytophthora megakarya is the source of this 792-nucleotide messenger RNA. Lineage: Eukaryota; Oomycota; Peronosporomycetes; Peronosporales; Peronosporaceae. The record is from the annotation of a GenBank genome assembly.